CGCGAGGCCAGCGUUGCGGCGGUGCUCGCCGCGGCGCCGGCCCCGCCCCUGCGCGCGCCCUUGCCCCCCGGGGCGCUGCCCCGGCCGACGCCCGCGCCACCGCUAGCGCCGGCGCGGAUGCCGCGGAGCAGGAGCCCGCCCUUCGUGGCGUUCCGGCUUGACGGGAAAGGCCACGGUGCUCGCGCUGGCCGGCGCGCUGCGCCUGCAGCAGGCCUCGGCGCACGGCAAGCUCACGGUGCCCGCCUCGCGCAACGAGCUCGGCGGCUCGUCGACGUGCGCGCGCUGCCUCAACGGCGCUGGGCCCUGCGGCGACUCGUCGAGCUCGAACUUCUUCGCAGGGUCGCAGGCCACGUGGACUGCGGGGAGCAUCGUGCCCAUCACCGUGGUGGUGACGGCACGCCACAUGGGCCACUACGAGCUCCGGAUGUGCGACGCGCGGCUUGACGGCUCGACAUCGGACCCAGAGGGGUGCCUCAACAGGUGGGUCUUGGAGCGCGCCACCCCUGGGGAGGUGGACGGAACGCACACGGUAUAUUUCAAAGUGCCUGCCGGGCUGCGGUGCGAUGAGUGCACGCCCCAGUGGCACUGGUGGUCUGCCAACAGCUGCCAGCCCGCAGGGGAUUACGGCUGCUACAAGGACGUUCUGCAGUCCAGCGGGUAUUGGGUGGGCUCGAAGGUGAUCGUGAGCGACUGCGCCAGCUUGUGGCUCAGGUUCCUGGCCGACAUCGGCUCCCGAGUCUGCCGACGAGCGAUGGCUGGCACGCUCCAGGCCACGGUGCUCGCGCUGGCCAGCGCGCUGCGCCUGCAGCAGGCCUCGGCGCACGGCGAGCUCACGGUGCCCGCCUCGCGCAACGAGCUCGGCGGCUCGUCGACGUGCGCGCGCUGCCUCAACGGCGAUGGGCCCUGCGGCGACUCGUCGAGCUUGAACUUCUUCGCAGGGUCGCAGGCCACGUGGACUGCGGGGAGCAUCGUGCCCAUCACCGUGGUGGUGACGGCACACCACAUGGGCCACUACGAGUUCCGGAUAUGCGACGCGCGGCUUGACGGCUCGACAUCGGACCCAGAGGGGUGCCUCAACAGGUGGGUCUUGGAGCGCGCCACCCCAGGGGAGGUGACCGCGGCCUUCGGGCUUGGAGCUUGCGCCCCUGGAGACGACCGGCCCUUCUGCGCCCCCAUGGACGGGCGCCGCCCGGAGCGCUGGUACCUGCCGCCGCGCGGGGAGGUGGACGGAACGCACACGGUAUAUUUCAAAGUGCCUGCCGGGCUGCGGUGCGAUGAGUGCACGCUCCAGUGGCACUGGUGGUCUGCCAACAGCUGCCAGCCCGCAGGGGAUUACGGCUGCUACAAGGACGUUCUGCAGUCCAGCGGGCAUUGGGCGGGCUCGAAGGCGCCCUGGUGGACCGCGUUCGGCGGCAGCUGCUCUGGUCCAGCGGGCCCGAACGGGCAUUUCGGUUGCGGGGUGCGGGGCCACGGCAGGCCGUGCUAUUUGCACGUUGAGGCACCGCGCGGCGCCGAGCCAGACACCGAGAACCGCGGAGCCGACCCCCAGCAGCGAUACGGGAACAGGGGCCUGAGCAAGGCUUGGGAGGGUUACCAGGACCAGCACCAAGUAGGAUACGUUACGCCGCAGGCACAGCGGGUGCACGGUCUCGGCGCUGAUGAACUGGCCGGGGCCGCGCCCUUUCCCGAGGUGCGGCAGCGGUUCCUGUCGUUUAUCCGGGAGCAAGUCCAGCGAUGUCGCCAAAAUGCCGCAGGGAAGAGCAAGGCAUGCCACGUAGUGUUGGUCGGGCAUAACUCUUGGACGUUCGACGACCCCAUGCUCAUGAGUGGGCUCGUGGCGGAGUUCGGGGGCGCAGCCACGGAGGCCGCAUGGUUCGAAGCGCAGAUCGGGGAAGCUGUGCGCGUCUUUUCUGCUGAUUCGCUGCGCGCGGCCAAGCGCGCGCGGCAGUGCGGCGCCCUUGCCGCUCCCAAUGAUCGCCUGGCCUCCGUAUAUGCCGCCGUGGCGCACUGCCCGCUCGAGAACGCGCACUCGGCCCUGGCUGACGCCAGAGCUGUUUUCACCGUGGUCUCGGCGCUGGAAGCGUACAUGAGCAGUCGUCGGUGGACGAUUGGCGCCGCCGAAGCUGCGCGGCUUCGAGCUGUCCGAAAACUCGUACGCUGCCCGCACUUUGUCUCUGCCGUCGUCGCGGGCCUCUCAGAGACGCAGGACGUGAACGUUGCCGCGCUCAAGAAGAGGGCGAAUGAUUUGCCUGCCUCGUCGGCUGCUGCGGCAGGUGAAGGGGCCUCCGUGAUCCCGGCAAAGCAGAUGAGUGCGACGGAACCGUUCGCGUACGCUAAAACCAGGCGCGCGCGUGCGCUCAGCGGCCGAGUGAUUUGGGACGCGGCAGAUGCAACGGAUGAUGCGAACCGAGAAUCGCUCCCCGACAUCCUCGCCGCGAAAACAGGCGUGCAGCCAGCCUUCCAAACCCUGGUUGCCCUGGGUUCGGACGGCGAAGAGUGGACUCUCCUGGUGUGGCUGCCCGCCCUCGACCCGAUCUCGCUGAGCUUUGCCAUGGACUUCGAGCGAAACCCUCUGGUUGGUACCUGGCUCUCGCCACUUGCGGCGCUGCACAUCAGCAGAGACCCCCUGUGCGGACGGCUGGCGCACAGUGAACUCGGGCCGUCGGAGUCGGACGGACGGCGCUGUCCUAGAAAUGGCAUGGACAUGACGAGCCCUGGCGUCCCGGAGCCCGUCGCAAAGCAACAGGGGGACAAUGUGAAGAGCCAGCCACGCAGCAGCGCCCGAUCUCCCCUCGUGGCCUUCCUCUCGAAGAACAACUUUUUGAUCCGUGGCAAGGAAAGCUCACAACAGGAGAUCACUCACGCGCUGAUGGACGGCGCGGCGGGCGGUCGCAUCUGCCUGCCCGAUUCGGCCAUCAGUGCUUUCUUUGCCGCCUAUGGCGCAGAGCUGGAAGCCGAGCGGCCCGCCUUCGUUAUCGAGGGGCGUACGCCCGUAUUCAAGAUGCAUUUCGACCUUGACUUCACAGCGCUUCACGAGGAUGCCACGGCGGAAGCGGCCGCGGCGAUCAUUUGCUCCGCCGUGAGCUCUUUCAUCGCGAAGGACGACCAUGCAGAUCUCGGACGGACCUGCUGGUGCAUCGCGUGCGGCAUCCUAGAUGACGCGGGCGCGAGGCGUGCCCCAGGACUGCAUCUGGUCUGGCCGUGGCUGAAGGUCAGUACAGAGCAAGCACUCUGGAUACGGGCGAGCGCUCUGAGCAUGCUGCGCCAGGGAGCGACGUGCGAGCAGGACUGGGACAAGGUGUUGGAUAUCGCGGUGCUCACCACCAAUGGGCUACGCAUGGUUGGCAGCGACAAGUGUCGUGAUUGCCGGGUGUGCGCGAACGGCAGGGAAGCGCGCCUUUUCUGUGGCGACUGCAAUCGCACCGGAAAGAUCGCGGAUAAUAAGAUAUAUUGGCCUUGGCGAGCGAUCCCUUCGCACGAGACGGAGGUGCUGCUGCGCGACCUUCGAGAGAACGCGGCCUACGUCGCUCACAUGUGCAGCAUCCGUGUCCCCUCGGAUCAGGCAGUCAGCUGCCCGGCCUUCCGCAUUCCCGUGGGCGCACCGCCGCCGAGCCUCAGGAAGAAGCUCGGCAGGUCUCAGGCGGCCAGCGCCGAGGGAAGAGACCACGCGCUGCAAGAUGCCACAACGCAACUGGGCCGUGCACCGGGCAAGCGCGAGCCUCUCGAUCUCUCGGAAGAGCUCAAGUGCGCACUGCAGGAGUGCAUUGCUACCGUUGAUCCAAGCUACGCGAAUCUGGAGGUCCGCUCGGCAGACCGUCGGACCAAUGCGGAACGAGGCCGCGUCACGGGCUGCCUGCUUGUCAAGGUCUCUGGCUUCGGCUGUCGAUUCUGCCUCAACAAAAGCGCUGAGCACCGCCAGAUUACUGUGUACUUUUUGGUCUCGACACGAGGGAUCACGCAGCGCUGCUUUUCACGCAAGCCCGUGGUGCACGCCUGCGGACUUUGCGAAAAGUUUAGCAGCCCACCCGCACCUCUUACGCGGAGAUUAUCUACUGCUCUGAUCGGCGCCGGAUGCGCUUUCCUGAUCGCGCAGCAGCCCAAGCGAGAGUUUCUCGCGAUCGAAGCACAGCCCUGCGGUGGUCGCAGCUCUUUGGGCCAGUCUCUCAAGCGGCAGGGCGACAUGCUUCUUCUCGCGGACAGGAUCUGGGGGAAGACCCGCCGGACGGAAGACCCGCCACACUGA
Molecule: messenger RNA, 4243 nt
Organism: Prorocentrum cordatum
Lineage: Eukaryota; Dinophyceae; Prorocentrales; Prorocentraceae
Source: the annotation of a GenBank genome assembly